Molecule: messenger RNA, 1817 nt
Organism: Cephus cinctus (wheat stem sawfly)
Lineage: Eukaryota; Metazoa; Arthropoda; Insecta; Hymenoptera; Cephidae
Product: pheromone-binding protein-related protein 6-like
Exons: 11
Coding region: 159-644 (161 amino acids)
Molecular function (GO): odorant binding
Source: RefSeq, a predicted model, not a curated record
CAGCUCCACUCCGCUGCUUUCCUCUGCCACCCUCGCGUCUGGUCGUUCCUCUCAUCUCGGCGAUCAGUCGCACCCUUGGUGGCUCCGAGUAAAGCUCAUAUUCUCAAUAUAGAUUACUGGCAAAGUUGAAUAAUUAUUAUUGAAUAACACAAAUCACCAUGAGAGUUGAAAUCAAAUUAAAUAAGCAUAUACGAUCUACAAUGAGAAUUUUCGGUGUGGUAGCUGUUGCCUGUAUUCUUCAAGCAUCGAUCGUCCAUUGCGGGACGCGGCCCAGCUUCGUUUCUGAUGACAUGAUAGCUAUGGCUGCAAGUGUCGUUAACGCAUGCCAGACUGAGACAGGAGUAUCUACUGCCGACAUAGAAGCCGUACGAAAUGGACAAUGGUCCGAGGAACGUUCCCUUAAGUGUUACAUGUACUGCCUUUGGGAACAAUUCGGCCUUGUGGAUGAUAAGAGGGAAUUGAGUCUCAAUGGGAUGCUGACAUUUUUCCAACGUAUACCAGCAUUCCGAGCUGAAGUAUUGAAAGCAGUAAACACUUGCAAGAGGAUCGGUAAAUAUUUCGCUAAUGGUGACAACUGCGAAUACGCAUAUACAUUCAACAAGUGUUACGCGGAACAGUCACCAAGGACGUACUAUCUGUUUUAAUGAUGUCUACUUAAAGAUAAUAGUCGAGAAGAAUAUCAAGGUGGAAAUAUAUAAGACCAAGUUAAAGAAUGCUCAAUAAUUUGAAAUCGCCGAAUGCAUUGGAAUUAUUUAUUUAAUUAUAUGUUAUCACUGCACGCAUACGAUGCACUUGGUGUCAUGGUUAAAAAGUAAAAAAAAAUAUCAAUCGAUACCUGUAUCAUGGAUGUGUCAGAUAAAUAUAUGAUUUUACAGCAAAGCUCUCGUGACUAUCAUUCAUUAUUUCACAAUUAAUCCAAAUCACGCAAAAAAUUUAAACGUCGCUCCGCCCAAUAUGUCGUUUUUUAGAAUUUGCAGUUUAAAAAAUCGUCAUUUCUGAUUGGCUAUAAAAGUUAAAUCGAUCGUUCAUAUUAAUUUUUUUCGAAUGUCAAAGCAGCUACGUACAUAUGUAGUCCGACGUUUUGCAAAAAGAUUCGUCAUUUCUUAAGAGCACAAGGAAUAAGUCAUUUUGUUCGGCAUAACGUACGGUACAGUUUUCAGUCAGUUAUUUAUUAUAUGAAAAAGAUGGAUCGACUAGUUUCAUUAACGACAUUCUUAAUAUUAUUAAUCGUCAAUACUCCAUUAAUCGAUGCUGAUAGGCCAGUUUUCAUUUCAAACGCAAUUGUACAGCUGGCUAAACCUUUAACAGAAUCUUGUAAGAGUACAACUAAUGUAACUGACGAACAAAUUAGAAAGGUGAAUACCGGAAACUUUGAAGACGGAAAGAUCAUAGGGUGUUACUCUCAUUGCCUUUGGCAAAAAAUGGAUCUGCUUGAUGAGAAUGAUAAUAUUAAAACAGAAAUCAUAGAGGCUCUGUUGCCCGACGAAUUCAAAGGAAAUAUUAUCCAGACGUUGCUCACUUGCCAAAAGCGACAUCCACCGAAAGAUGACAAAUGCGAUCGAUCAUUUAGCAUCCAGAAAUGUUACUACGAGAUAUCACCACAGACGUUUUAUAUGCUCUAGGAAAUGUGAUUAUUGUGGCGGAUUUCUUGCAAGGAUGCACUGGUGGAGGUAAAACGAUAUAUUCCAAUUAAAUAAAGUAUCAAAGAUGAAUUUCUUAUAGAAUACUCUGUUGCCAGAAUUCAGAGUUCAAAUCAAAACCUGAAAACCACUUGUAUAUUUUGAAAAUAAUAAUAUUGAUGUUAUAUAAAUAAAAAA